AGGUGACGAAAGAAUGUUUUGGUGUUGUGGUUUUCUGAGUUUUCUUCUUCUAAUAAGUGAUACGUAUGGCGGAGUUUCAAAGACCAGAGUACGACGCCAAGAUGCAUCUGCACAAAACGGCCAGCUAAUAGACAGCAUCUUUAACAUUCCAAUAACAGCAAUCAGACAAACCGCCUCCGCCGCCGGAAUUAUUUCACCAGAGAACACGCAGACGAUAGACAGUAUUUUCAAGAUUCCCGUCUCAACUCUAGAAGCUGUUGGCACUCUCAUAAAAACUACUAAUGAGCGAAGACAACAAGCUCCCGAAAAUAUUCUAGCUCGUCAAGAAAGGAGAGAAAAGAUCUUGGCUUUAAAAGAACAGAAAAGAAAGCGGAAAGAGGAAAUUCAGAACCAACGAUUGCAGCAUCAAUUGAAUAGAACUGUCAGACACUACAAAGAUCCGCUUGGAUUAAAUGCGUUGAGUAGUCUUCUGGUUGGACACCACGGUGGACUUUUCGGACAUCAUUCUGGAUUGGGAGACAUCUAUGGGCUUCACGGAGGUCACAAGAUUGGUCAUGGUUUUCACAGCCAUGGAAUUCAUCAUGGUGGAAUCCAUGGUGGACAUCUGGGAAAUCGCCCGCAACAUACCUAUGAAGUCCAUGAGAAUGUUAACGAAGAUACAUCUUUUUUCUGGCACGGUUUGACUGCUGGGUUCGGCACUUUCGCUGGGACUCGACCUUCCAGCACCUCUAUCAAAAUCGAAAAUAAAAUUGCUCCUAAAGAAAAAAGACAAAAAGUUUUCAAAUAUCCGAUUGAAAACGUAAAUCUGCAAAAUAAAAUUGCAAAGAUUAAAAAUAAGGAGCACGAAUAUGACGAUCCACCAUUGGAAAAUAAAAUCGCUCCGAGAAACGGAAAAAUAGUAUUUAUGCAAUAAUAAAACAAUGAUGUAAUAUUGUAAAGAUAUAAUAUUGAUUAUAUUAUAUAAUAUUAAGUUUGUUAAAUUACAAUCAAUGUUUUAUCAUUGAUUUGCAGUGGUAUAUUUAUAGCCGUGAUAAUUAAUAAGUAUUCACUGUUCUUUUUAAUAAUUUGUACUUCGGAACAAAUGUAUAAUCAUUGAAAGAUUAGUAUAUUUAUUUUACUGAUUGACAAGUUAUAAAUAUACUACUGAAAAUUAGUAUAUUUUUACUGAUUCUAAUUUAGAGAGAGUAUUAGUCAAUUUUACUUUGCUCCGCAUAUUUUAUAUUUCGUUUGUACUCU
Molecule: messenger RNA, 1236 nt
Organism: Monomorium pharaonis (pharaoh ant)
Lineage: Eukaryota; Metazoa; Arthropoda; Insecta; Hymenoptera; Formicidae
Exons: 5
Coding region: 14-913 (299 amino acids)
Source: RefSeq, a predicted model, not a curated record